AUGGGCAUUUCUUUUCUAUGCGGUCUUCUCUCAAUACUGCUUUUGUCGUUGGCGGUUGUUUCGAGCUCGUGGCGAUCCCAUGAAUUCAAGUUCCAAGAUCGCAAUGGCAACAACACAAUCUCCGUAUUCUGCAGUCUUGACAGUGUUCGCCGCAUUCACCAACUGAAACGGUUCAACGAAACAGGGACUCUGUACCUACUUGAUAAGCCGAGGAAAUACUCGGAUCUUAUCGGCAGUCCGUAUUGCUUGGAAGACCCUGACAGCGCUCAAAGGAGCGAUCACUCGCUUCCCCUUCCUUCUUCGAAAAAAUCUGAUGACCCUGCACAAGAAAAGAUUGUGGAAGUUGAAGGUCUCCGUCCUGAACCCUCCUCACGUCGACUCUCUGAGACUGAAGGCCAAGACGCUCGUGACAUUGAUGGGCUUCUCGAAGGCGGCGAAGAGCCAGAAGACCUACACAUUGACCAUAGUUUUCUCACGAAUGGGGAAGAAAUGUAUAACGGAACCUCCACUUUGCCUGCUGACCACAGCCUCGCCCGCAACAGCACGCUCUCAGAGGCGGACGCUGCGAACACCGGUGUUGAUCUAGAAACGGUGUCACCCCGGAUGGGCACUCGGGAAAACAAACAUGGAAACGAGGGACUUUUUCUGAGCGACUGGGCUCUGGCGCCCUUUCAGGUCAUUUUUGGACGAGAUCCUGCUGCUUCAGGCAACAUGACAGAGGAUAUGGCACGCGUUCGUCGAACGUUGCUGGGCCCUGCAGUUUAUGAGCUCAAUUGCCGUUAUUUGCCGGAUCUGAAGAAGGCAGGAGAAGCAUUAUGGUCGAUGAUCAUCCCAGCUUUCGUCUUCUCAGCCCUGGGCCUCCUAUGCAGCUGGCUGUGCACCACCUGGGGGCGAAUGCUGACCGGCGGCAUGAUUCCCCCGACGUUUGCGUUGAAAACUCUCGGCGGUCUUUCAUGGGUUAUAUCGCUUGCCUUAUUGGUUGCCGGACUGGGAACAUGGGGAACCAUGUCCGAUGUCGCCGCUUGCGUUAGCGCCGCGGGGGGUUCCACGGUAUGCAAGGUCGGCAUCUCUAGUGGUAUCGCGGUGAUUGCGUUGGCGCUGAAUCUGCUGGCAACAAUUUGGUUUGCUGUCCACUUCACCGAUCGUCACAUCACUGACUUGAAGCUGGGGGAUUCAGACGAGCACACUGGUAAUUCCUCAGCCUUCGAAAAAGAACUGGCCGAACAUCAAGGUGCUGAAUAUGAUCUAGAAGCCGGCCAACAUGGCAAGCAGCGACACUCCUCUGAAGGCCGCUACAAUCCCAAAAUCGUCGUCAGGAACCCAGAGGAAUUAACUUCAUCCGGUUCUGCGGCUAGCAAUAACGGUGACUACCGACAAGGAGCCCGGAACCAUCUGCGGAACCUUAUCCGCCAGAUUACGCAAUUAGCGAGUACCCUGUUGUUGAAGCUCUUACCUCCCGUCAUCGUUGCCUUGGCUCCAGCAAGUCUUCAGCCCGCCGCACCUCCGGCAGCUGCCAUCAUCGCCACAACGAUUUCGGAGGCGGUCUUGGAAUUGUCAGAGAGAAUCUAG
Molecule: messenger RNA, 1569 nt
Organism: Neospora caninum
Lineage: Eukaryota; Apicomplexa; Conoidasida; Eucoccidiorida; Sarcocystidae
Exons: 2
Coding region: 1-1569 (522 amino acids)
Source: RefSeq, a predicted model, not a curated record